Molecule: messenger RNA, 1708 nt
Organism: Rhincodon typus (whale shark)
Lineage: Eukaryota; Metazoa; Chordata; Chondrichthyes; Orectolobiformes; Rhincodontidae
Gene: slx4ip
Product: SLX4 interacting protein
Exons: 4
Coding region: 148-1278 (376 amino acids)
Source: RefSeq, a predicted model, not a curated record
UGGGGAAGGAUAUGAUUCAGCCACAAGUUAACCUAGAAACAUUGGAGACAAGUGAAGUAGGUGUUCUGGAAACAUAUGAAAGGCAUGUCAUAUCAGCAGUUAGUGACAUGAGAUGAAAAAUGUUUUCUUCAAUGCACUUACUGUCACAUGAUUUAUUUUGUAGGUCAAAAUUUUCGUCUUGCCGCUUACUUUAUGAAGAGGCAUAUGAACUUGAGAUGUGUCACACAGCAGAAUUAUUGUGGACUUCAUAUAUUCCCUGAUCGUUUUGUGGUUUGUAUAACGCCAUGUGAAACUGGUCUAAAAAGAGGAAUUGCUGAGGAACAGAUUGCUGGUAUUGAUAAUGGAACCUCAGAAUACUUCACUGGUAGUUCAGAAAUGAAAGAGCUUUGUGAAGUCUCUGUUUCAACAUCAAAGAAAAAAGAAGCAUUGAAACACAUUGUUGAAAAGUCUUGUAACACAAAAAUCAGAAACUUCAACAAAUCUGAAGCUAACACUUGCUUGCCAAAAAUAUUGCACACUGUAACAGAAGAUGAGCAGGAUGCAGCCCAAUCUGCUACAGGUUUCAGGCAAGAGACUCAAGAUAUAAAUACUGGAAGAACAGAACAUUGUAUGAACUCAGUUCAAAGCAAGUUAUUACUUCCUGUCAUAAAAUUGGAAAAAUAUAUUAACAAGAGACAGCCAGCUCAAGAGGACGGCCAACAACAACCUCAAUCUAUUGAACAGCUGAAGACAGGUUUGAAAGGCACAGUGGGCGGUAGUGAGUCAGCACUGCAGGAUCGUAAACAAAAUGAAGUAAACACAAAAUUACCAAUGCGGCGAAGGAGAGACUCCUGUCCAAAUGAAGCAGAUGGUGCCAAGAAGAUCAUUUUAACAGAGACUUCAGAUAAUCUUGGUGAGAUUACAGUGGGAGUGAAUUCUCUUGAGUCUCUAAGAAAACGACCUGUGAGAAAAAAGCUUUUAAACCAUAAUUCCAAUUGUAAAAGGUCAGUCGAAGGUAAACCCAACAAUCUUGACCUCCCAAAAGAAAUUGGAGGUGGGCCCUUAUUUUCAUUAGGUAAUUCUCCCCAAGAUUUUUGCUUCAUGGAUACAAGUAAAAAGAGAAGAUUAGCAAGAACGAAAUUGAUUAGAAAGUCAGAGAAAGUGCCUUCAAGUCCUGAUUACAAAUAUGUGAAUUCAGCAAGGGGUACAGUAUUGGUAGAAGUUGAAUGUGAUGUAGAAAAUGUGCCAAGAAAAUCUAGACUUCGACGGCCUAAAAAGACUGUAACUGCCAGGAAUUAAGUUGUCAUGUGACAGUAAUUAAUUGUUGCCUUUGGAGUAUUUGGAUAUGAUAGUGCAUAAAUGAGGUCAUUUUAUAAAAGCACAUCACUUUUAAAGUAAUUAAGAUGCCAGUGGCUUUGCAUCUUCUGUGCUCAGACUUGUAACUUAAUAUUAAGUUCACUCCAAAUGGAUAACUUGUCUUUUAAUUUUAGUACAUUUCUCUCUUUAUAACUUUGGUUGACAAUAUGAACGCUCAGUUUCUUGGUACUUUUGGUCCCAUUGAAUUCGCUGUUAAUCCUAUUAAUGACUUAGUUUACAAAUGAUGGAUUCCGAUGAAUUUUUUAAAAUUUAUUUUAAAAUGACUCUUUCCAGUCUUAGUGAUCUUUGUAUAAUUUCAAUUCUUAAGCUGUUUCCUCCUUGUAUUUCAUAAUAAAGUUAAGUAGAUCUGUAA